UCCCCCUCUGUCGUCGCUGCCACGCUUUUCUCCUGCUCUGUCUCCCUAGAUCUCGCUCUCUGCUGUUGACUAUCUCUCUCUUCUGUGGAAAAAAUGGCGUCUUAGCUUUCUCUCUCUACAAUCCAGCGACGCUCUCUCUCUCUCUCUCUCUUCUCCCUCGUGCCGCCAUUCGAAGCGGCGCUAGGCGGCUCUGUUUCUUCUUCCGCGCGACCGACUCUUCUCGCGCCGCCGUGCGUGCGUGCGUGCGUGCGUGCUCGCGUUUCGCGUGGGGGGGUGGCAUGGACUACGGAGCGGCCGCGCUCUCGGAUUCGAACGACGCCAGCUACAGCAGCGGCGUGUACUCCACGCUGACCUGCGUGGAGGCUCCUUCCUCCUCCUACUCCCCCGACGCCGCGGCGGCGGCGGAGGCGGCGGCGGAGGCGCAGGCCCUGAGGAGGCUCUCCGACAGCCUCGAGUCGAUCUUCGAGCUCCCCCGCGCCGGCUCCGGCUUCUCGUUCUCCGACGCCACGAUCGUCGCCGCCGACGGCCGCGAGGUCCCCGUCCACCGGUGCGUCCUCGCCGUGCGGAGCCCGUUCUUCGGGGCCAAGUUCUCGAGGAGCCAGAGCGGGGUGAGGCUCGAAUUCAAGGAGCUGACCGAGGAUUUCGGGGUCGGGGUCGGGGUCGGGUUCGAGGUCGGGGCCGAAGCGCUGGUGGUUGUCUUGGGGUAUCUGUACAGCGGCAAGGUGAAGGCGUUUCCGAAAGGGGUGUGCGACUGCGUGGACGAGGAGUGCCAGCACGUGGCUUGUAGGCCAGCCUUGGAGUUCCUGGUGCAGGUGCUCUAUGCUUCGUCCAGGUUUCAGAUUCCUGAGCUGGUGGCUCUGUAUCAGAGGCGCCUACUGGACAUUCUCGACAAGGUUGCCCCAGAUGACAUUUUGCUUGUGCUAUCGGCUGCAAAUAUAUGUGGAGAUGAAUGUCAUGGAUUGCUGACACAAUGUUUAGAAUAUGUCAUGAGGUCUGAUCUCGAUACUGUUACCCUAGAGAAAGGCUUGCCUUGCGCUAUCAUUGAACGAAUCAUCAGUGCCCGUUUGGAAGUUGGUGUGAACAUUCCUGAACGUAUAAACUUCCCUGACAAGCAUGUGAAGAGGAUUCAUCGGGCCCUGGACUUGGACGAUGUCGACUUAGUCAGAAUGCUGCUGAAGGAGGGCCAUACCACUCUGGAUGAUGCACAUGCACUUCACUAUGCUGUAGCAUACUGUGAUGCGAAGACCUUGACUGAGCUUCUUGAUCUUGGAAUUGCUGACGUAAAUUGUAGAAAUGCAAGAGGCUUCACAGUUUUGCAUGUUGCUGCGAUGAGGAAAGAGCCAAAUGUUAUUGUGUCUCUCCUAAUGAAGGGAGCUCAGCCUUUUGAUCUCUCUCCUGAUGGUAGAAAAGCUCUUCAACUAUGUAAGAGGUGCACAAAAGCUGCAGACUACAUGGAGUCUACCGAGGAAGGAAAGCCUUCACCGAACGACAAAUUAUGUGUCGAGAUCUUGGAACAAGCUGAACAAAGAGAGCCCUUACUUGGAGAAGCAUCCUUUUCUCUUGCUGUGGCAGGUGAUGAUCGGCGCAUGGAAUUGUUGUAUCUUGAAAACAGAGUUGCACUAGCAAGACUCCUGUUUCCUAUGGAAGCGAAAGUUGCGAUGGCUAUUGCUCAAGUGGACGGCACUCGUGAGGUCCCAUUGAGUAGCAGGAAUUGUAAGGACUUGGCUGGCUCGCUGAGGAUGCAUAUGGACUUGGAUGAGGCACCUUUUCAAGAGCAGCAUCUCAAAAGGAGUAUAGCUCUCUCCCGAACUGUGGAACUCGGCAAACGCUUCUUCCCAAGAUGCUCGAAUGUACUUAGUAAUAUUAUGGAUGCCGAUGAUUGUACUCGGCUAGCAUGCCUUGACAAUGGCACUCCAGAAGAACGACUUUUAAAGAGGAGAAGGUUCACGGAACUUCAAGAAGCUUUUAGCAAGGCUUUCAACGAGGAUAAGAAGGAGUUAGACAAAUCAAACGUUUCUUCCUUUUCAUCAUCUUCAUCUUCUGGAGCAACGAGGCCUAAGGGAAAGCUCCACAUCAACUAUCGAUCAGUGUAAGAUUUCAGAAAUGAAACUUUGUGAGUAAAUAAUCAAGUGCAUAUGGAAUCAAGGAGUUGUAUCCCAAGUGCUGUGGACAUAGAAUAUCACCAUUCACGGUAGAAGCCUAGAAGGUCUCAAAUCAAAACUUUGUUAGGAUGUACAGAAAAGCACGUGUUCGAAUGUGUAGCGGCACAAGUAUGUAAAUUUGCCUACGUCAUAUGUACUUUCAUUCUCUUAAAACUCAGAAGUAUUUCUUGUGCAUGUGGAGUCCAUAAGAAUGUGAAAAUUUGUGGGAUCACAUACCAAUGAUCUCUUAAGAAUGGUAACGAGGGCAGAGAAGUCAGCUGGAAACGUGUGAUGUUGACUCAGGACUCUAUGCUUAGACUAAGACAGACAUUAGGGAGUGAUCUUUUGGGAACAUCAUGGCGUUGUUGUAUGUAUUGUCUUGGACCAUAAUUUUGUGUUUAUCCGUUCUAUCUAGUAAGAUCUUAUCUAAAUUUAGCAUGGCC
Molecule: messenger RNA, 2584 nt
Organism: Eucalyptus grandis
Lineage: Eukaryota; Viridiplantae; Streptophyta; Magnoliopsida; Myrtales; Myrtaceae
Product: BTB/POZ domain and ankyrin repeat-containing protein NPR1
Exons: 5
Coding region: 279-2093 (604 amino acids)
Biological process (GO): defense response to bacterium; systemic acquired resistance, salicylic acid mediated signaling pathway; regulation of jasmonic acid mediated signaling pathway
Cellular component (GO): cytoplasm; nucleus
Molecular function (GO): protein binding
Source: RefSeq, a predicted model, not a curated record